GAGGGAGUUGGAGCGCCACAAGCAGGCUCUGGUGGUGACAGGAAGUCUAAGGAGUGGGAGGAGAAGAGGAGACAGAAUAUUGAGAAGAUGAACGAGGAGAUGGAGAAGAUUGCAGAGUAUGAGCGAGGCCAGAGGGGGGACGGAGACAGGCCCAUCCGGAACUUUCUGGACGACCCUCGGCGCUCCGGUCCGGUUCCGGACAUCGAUCGCAAGGAGGGAAGCCGACGGCACGUCCGGAACUGGGGCGGGCUGGACUUUGAGAACGUGAAGACGGGAGCCGAGAUGGAGAAGGAGUGGAGUAGUCGGAGGCCGGGUCCUAAGGGGACAGACAUGACCAUGUCGAUGACGGGGCGUGAGCGGGCCGAGUACCUGCGCUGGAAGAAGGAGCGUGAGCAGAUCGAUGAGGAGCGUCUGGCGCGCCACCGCAACGCCACGGGCCAGUGGAGACGAGAGUGGGACGCCCAGAAGACCGACACCAUGUUCAAGGAGGAUCCAGCUUUGGCCUCUGAAGGCAACACACCUGACCAGGGAGGACGCAGAGAUGACAGUAAACGCCCCCCCAAGGCGCCCACGUUCGGAGACUUCCUGGGUGAGGGGCGUGGCCGGGAGGGUGGGCGUGGGGAGCGUGCCCGGGGGCGGGGUCAGAGCAAGAGUUACAGCAUGCAUGAUAACCGCUGGGAGGGAGAGAAGGAGGACGAGGAGAAAGAGAAGAGCGACAAGCCCAAGAGAGAGGAGAGGAUGAAGGAGGGAGAGAAGGCCCGAGGCUCCACGUCACAGAAGGCGGGGGAGAAGAGUGGAGGAGGAGAGGAGGAUGAGGACGAGUGGGAGGACGCCAGCGAUGGGGAGGAGGAGGAGGAGAUCUCAGGGGAUGACGACUCCGAGGAGGAGGAGGAGGAGGGCAGGAAAGACAGAGAGUCCCAGAAGGAGAAAACGACGAGGACAAAAAUCCAGACCGCCAACUCCCCUCUCUCCCCUCCCCCUACCUCCUCUCCCUCCCCCUCCUCCCCCUCCUCGGCAGCCAGCCCCAGACAGCAGCGCACCCCCCGGCCCAAGGUCCACAUCCCCCCCCCGCAGGCAGCGCAGGACUCCCCGGAGGGGGCCAAGCCCCUCAGCCCCUUCACCCCCCUGGAGGGCCACCAGCCUGUGUCCGACUGGGGGGAGGAGAUGGAGAUGAUGUCACCGCGCAGCAGCCUGGGAGAGAGUCCUCUGAAGCCCCCCAGUGCAGAGAGCAGCCCACCCCAGGCCCAGAGCAGCCCCCAGGCCCAGAGCAGCCCACCCCAGGCCCAGAGCAGCCCCCAGGCCCAGAGCAGCCCACCCCAGGCCCAGAGCAGCCCCCAGGCCCAGAGCAGCCCCCAGGCCCAGAGCAGCCCCCAGGCCCAGAGCAGCCCCCAGGCCCAGCCUCUGGCCAUGUCAGAGCCCCAAAAGGAGAGCCAGGACCCUGGCCUGGACAAGCAGGCAUCGGCAGUAGAGAAGGAGGACGUACAGAAAGUUAUAGUUUCUGAAACGGCACCAGAGGACACCCCUGCCCUGGAGACAACAGCCCCAACACAGCCUGCCUCCAGCCCCCCCACACAAGCCCCCGAAACAGAGGCCCCCUCAGCCUCUCCCCCAGCCAGCCCCAGCCCAGCCCCAGGCCUCCCACCUCAGGAAUCAGCGGAGGCCCCUCCCCCUGUGGAGGCCCCUCCCCCUGUGGAGGCCCCUCCCCCUGUGGAGGCCCCUCCCCCUGUGGAGGCCCCUCCCCCUGUGGAGGCCCCUCCCCCUGCGGAGGCCCCUCCCCCUGCAGAGGACUCUUCUCUAGCAGCUGUUCUGGAGACAGACCAGACCCCACCGGAACCGGCCCAGGUAACCGCCGGAGAGCCCGCCACCUCCAGACCGGAGGCGGAGAACGAGCGCCUGUCGGAGCAGCCGUCCUCAGGCUGAGACGUGAGCCCAUCUGGACAAACUGACUUUCCACUGCUAGUGGUUUACAGAGGCUGGAGGGGGAGAGGAGGAGGAGGGGGUGAUACCACACCUCUUUCUCAGUUGGCUUGAUUGAGACCGCCAGCGUAGACUAAAGAGGAGGAGCCAUGUAGCUACCUGGACCCUAAAACACACACACUUACACACACACACACACUCACACACUGUCUCCCCUCCCUCUCCUCUCGCUUGUACCUUCAACAGUGUCAGGUUCCAAUCAGUCUGCCACACAGAGAGAGAACGGGGUUCUAACACAGGUGGAACCAAACCUGCUACCUUGUUACUGUGGCGAUGAUGAUGAUGAUGAUGGCGGUAAGCGACAGUGAGGACGGUGUGAUUUGGCUCUCAUACAUUGUCCUGACACGUUUUUUAAUAGUUUUGUUGAGUUUGUGUGUUUGUUAUAUUAGUGUGGGAUGAGUCACUGCUUGGUUUGUGUUGCCACCCUGAGACCCCACCUCAACACUACUGCUUUCCAGAAACACCCUUUUCCUGUUCGGUUAGUUCAGAGAGACAGGGAGGGAGACUGACAGGGAGAUAGAGUGGGUGGUAAUGCCCACUGCGAUGUUCUGGAAGCGGGCAUUAUUUAGCAUGAGAAACAGUAAAGUGGAACAUCGUCUAGAAUAAAUGUUUACAUGAGCUUGAUUGCAGCUAAAAGUGUUUCAUUCGUCCUGGGCCACACCCUCCCUCUCCCCUCUCAUUCUAUCAAUAAAUAAUGUGUGAGUGUGGGUAAUCUGUGGUUAUCUGUCUAUAAAGUUUGUAUUGACUGUUGAUCACUCAUAUGGAACAAAGGAAUUGAACUGGGGUUCAGAUUAACAAUGUACAGAGCACCUGUUAUCACCUAAUCAUGGACACGACUGUAAAUAUGAUUGUGGGAAGAGCGUUUUUAUUUGUCUGUUGAUAAUUAUGCUAUCACAUCAGGAGUCUUUUUUCGUUCUUUUUUUUCUUUUUCUAUUUCUUUAGAUUUUCUCAUUAUGUGACCCAGUGUUUUUAAAUGUGAUUGUGGGGCAGUGACUGAAGUGAAGGCAGGUGUUUGUAACAUCUAAUGCUGGUUAAGGGUGUCAGUCAGGCGUCUCGUCUCAUCGCAUCUGUGACUGGCGGGGCUCGUGCCUGUUCACGUGCUGUCGUUUUCAUUAAGGGCUGACACGAGGUGUCGCUUACCUCUGCCGCCGAGAGUUUUGGGAUUUUUCUUGUUUUUAAGUUGGCCUUUUCACAGCAUCAUGAAAUUAUUGUAAAAACGAAUUGUCUCGGAUUUUGAUGAGUUUAAACUCUGAUCAACCUUUGCUUUAAUUUUCCAAAAGAAACUGAAUGAUGUAAUUGUGAGUGGAUGAAUACAUGGUUACGUGAGGAACUGCAAUAUGUACAGUUUUUAAAAUGCAACUGAACAUUCCAAGGUUGUGUGAAGACGUAUGAAAAGGUUAUUUUCUUUGUAACUUGCUUUGUUUUUAUUUCAGUUUGUGACGCGUGAUUGUAUAGACCUUCGGGCAUUACGUUCAACCUGCUUUAGGCUACCCGUCUUCCGGUUGCACCAGAAACUGCUUUAUGAUGUUUUUGGUUUUAAUUUGCCUUCAGAAUGGGAUGUCAAUAUCCCGAUUUAGCUUAAUAUAAAAAGAUUUUUCAGUGUAGUUUCCGAAUUAAUCAUUGUCCCUAUAAGAUACCCCCCCUCCACCUUUUUAAGAACACUUCAGUCAUCGAAGCAAGUUUUUAAACGGCUUUUCUUCCUAGAAAGGCUAAUGUGACGUUUGUUAUUUGCCAUCUAAUAUGCACGUCAAAUGUAUCGCCUUGGUUUAUUUUUGCUUUUGAGUUCCCGUAUCCAAUAAAUGUAUUUGUCUGGUUGUCA
Molecule: messenger RNA, 3796 nt
Organism: Osmerus eperlanus (European smelt)
Lineage: Eukaryota; Metazoa; Chordata; Actinopteri; Osmeriformes; Osmeridae
Product: coiled-coil domain-containing protein 9-like
Exons: 11
Coding region: 88-1920 (610 amino acids)
Source: RefSeq, a predicted model, not a curated record